AUGACGGGUGGGCCACUAGUCGGAACCCCGCCCGCUGCUGCGAGAAGAUCGGCUACGAGGAGUAGAAACAGUGGCAACGGGCAAGCAAGUGGGAACACCGAUCAAGAGAAGGCUUCCUCCUCGCAAGGCCGGCAUCCUCCCGCCAUCAGCAGGGGCACUCUGCUUCAUCCGCCUGGGUAUUCGCAGACCAAAGAGCGCAACUACACCCAUCACUCUGGGUCAAACGCCUUCCUACUGCGCGGCCUGAUCAUGACUUCCCACUCCAAUCCCCUCCCGUUUCUCGCCUCCCUCUUCGUCACCUUGGCCCUGGGCGGACUCUGGCUCGGCUUCGAAGCACCCUACCAGUGGAGAGAGGCGAGCCCUGCUAUCCCACUGAUCUUUGGCUAUCUCUUUGCGGGGACCGUUGUGAAUAUGGGCGUAACAGCGGGGAGGGAUCCGGGCGUGUUGCCGAGAGGAGUUGAUGAAGAACCCAUACUCGCUCUACCCGACGGAGACGAUCAAGACACCUCUCGCCGGAACGAUGCCCUCGCGAUCCCCAUGCCGCGCAUCGUCCGCGUCCGCAAUGGACGGGACUUGACCGUCAAGUGGUGCGAGACGUGCAGGCUGUACAGGCCACCGAGGGCGAGUCACUGUAGAGUGUGCGAUAAUUGUGUAGAGGCGAUUGACCACCACUGCACCUUCCUCAACACCUGCAUCGCCCGCCGCAACUACAUGAGCUUCUUCGCCUUCCUCGGCCUAGCCUUGGCUACAUGCGCGUACGGAGUGGUCUUCUGCGCUUUGCACCUCUACUGGCUCACUCUACCAUCCGACAGCCCUAGUGGGCGCGGAGGCGGCAAGUCUGGGCUGGGUGGUGCGCUCGGAACGAGUCCGAUGAGUGGGGUUCUGUUUGUCUUGAUACUACUCGUUAUGGGCCCCCUCACCACGCUGACUAGCUAUCAUGUGAGGCUGAUCAUGAUGGGACGAAGCACAGUGGAGCAGGUGAGACAACUUAUGCCAAGAAGAAGCUGCUUUGGCCACCCUGACUGA
Jaminaea rosea is the source of this 1026-nucleotide messenger RNA. Its product is annotated as zf-DHHC-domain-containing protein. Gene Ontology annotation, biological process: protein targeting to membrane; peptidyl-L-cysteine S-palmitoylation. Gene Ontology annotation, molecular function: protein-cysteine S-palmitoyltransferase activity. The transcript is spliced from 3 exons. The coding region runs from base 1 to 1026 and encodes 341 amino acids. The record is from RefSeq and is a predicted model, not a curated record. Gene Ontology annotation, cellular component: endoplasmic reticulum; Golgi apparatus. NCBI's taxonomy places the organism in Eukaryota, Fungi, Basidiomycota, Exobasidiomycetes, Microstromatales.